CCCCUUGUUCUCCCCCCUUCCCCGUUACAGGGCUUAACAUGGGACGAAUACUUCCCAUCCGCGUUUCGUGCCGUGAUACUGCAGUGUCGCUAUGAUGCAACAAGUUCAGACACUCAAUACAGUACAACUAGCAAAAUGCGAGAUGUUCUCAUACUAGUACUGAAGCUGUUAGCGAAGAGUCUAUGCUCCACUACUGGGGACUUCUGAGGAACCAUCCAACGCCUCGGGGCCCUGCCAAGAUGUUUAUCGGAUCGAGGCUCAUCCGUACCAAAGUUAGCCUAUUUCAGCCGCUAUUCAGCUUCGAUUAGUUUAGCAAGUGUCCAAGCUGGAUUGCUUUUUUCUCUUUCUGCAUGUUGACGUGAUACUGUCAUUCGCUCUAUCGUAUCUUGUGUGUUAGGUACUAAGUCGACAACCUCGAAAGAAUUUUUUUUUAACAUGCUGAGAGGAAGAUUUGUCGAUCGAAAAGCUUCGGCUGCUUCUCUGAAUUCACUUGCCGGUCCAGCCACCGUCAAGAUACUCGUUGGCUCGGAUGGCCAGGAAUUUCUUGUUCUAAGAAAACUCCUGGCAUCAUGCAACUACUUCCGGCAGCACAUAGACAACGCGCGUGUUGAGUUCGAAAAAGGGCAGGCUCACAUCGUCGUCGUCUUGGAAGAUCAAGAACCACCCAUGUUCGAGUUAUUCGUAUAUUGGCUGAACGAACGGAAAAACUUCGACAAGUUCAUCGACGCCGCUGAGACCGAUCGCUCCUGUCAGGAGCUUCACAACAGCUUAGUCCAACUACACAUAUUCGCCGCCCAGAUAAAUAUUCCCGCCUUACAAGAUUGUGCUAUGGACGCUAUUCAAGACGUCUACCUUCGGAGGAACUGGGAUAUCAGCACAAGACUAAUCAGAUUUAUUUAUACCUCAUGUGACCCUCAAGAGAGCUGCCGACUACGAAAGUGGAUCGUAGCUAUGACGGCGUGGACACUCGGGGGCGUAGUUACGACCGAAAUGUCGAAUAGCAUCCAACGCCUCUUCGAGCAAUGUCCAGACUUCUGGGCCGAAUACAACAACCACACGCGCAAAAUGGCGCAAUCCGGGCUCGAGGGCCAAUUCAAGAAUCCCCAGCUCAGACUUCCUUCCAACAACUUUCGCGGCGAAGAGCGUCAGUUCGGGUUUCGACAAUGCUCGUUCCACACGCACCGAUCGACUGUUGGACAAGGACGAUGUCCUCACGCGGCUUCUUUUUCGCCGCUCAUUCCGUCUCCGCAUACAGACAGCUACGUCGAGUCAGAUUCAGACCGGGGCGAUUCAAGGUUUGGAUCACGGAUGGUUUCCCCGAGCAGUGAUUCGAGGCUUGGGUCGCGAAUGGUUUCCCCGAUUAGCGAUACGAUACCCGAGUCCGAUUUAGAGACCUCAUGAGAUUUUGCAGUCUAAAUACCACCCGAGCGCGGCUUCGACGAAAUCUUUGUAUUUUUAUUGGGAUUUAUAUACCACUUACAACUGGAGAGAGGAAGGAUGGCCAACGUCUAAUCGACGGCUUUGGUUUAGGCGUUGUGUUUGUUUUCACAUUUGUUUUACAACAUCAUCUACGCGUUUGUCCGAGGUAGAACGCCGUGACUGGAAUAGUAUCACGCGAACAUACCUUAUGUGCCCACAAACUGUCGGGCAGGGCUAAAAAUUACAGGCCUACGCAGUAGCCACCAUGGCUACUAUUAUCAUGUUUUUCGAUCAUUCUAUACCUACGAAACCGUCGACGUGUUUCGUUUAUAUCCACACUUAGGCCACGAUAAUAUCCACGGCAAGGAUUCAAACUCGCUUCCUCGCCCUAGGACAUUUACGACGAAUAAUACCACUACUCAGGUAGAACUAAUUACCUAUUACCCGGGCUAAACACCUCACUAUUUCUGUAUACAUACCCAAGGAGAUAAAUUCCGACGGAAGUUCUUAGUAUAUCCUUUGUAAUUAUAAUAGUUAAGCUUAUUGCAACCUCUUACAACUUGUUUCUAUAGCUACCUAAUGUAUGAGUAUUUUAACAAUGCCCAUUUUGUUA
Molecule: messenger RNA, 2032 nt
Organism: Daldinia decipiens
Lineage: Eukaryota; Fungi; Ascomycota; Sordariomycetes; Xylariales; Hypoxylaceae
Exons: 2
Coding region: 436-1401 (321 amino acids)
Source: RefSeq, a predicted model, not a curated record